Molecule: messenger RNA, 4530 nt
Organism: Kwoniella shivajii
Lineage: Eukaryota; Fungi; Basidiomycota; Tremellomycetes; Tremellales; Cryptococcaceae
Exons: 7
Coding region: 1-4530 (1509 amino acids)
Biological process (GO): intracellular distribution of mitochondria
Cellular component (GO): cytoplasm
Molecular function (GO): mRNA binding; protein binding
Source: RefSeq, a predicted model, not a curated record
AUGUCCGAUCAAUCAGAACACCAUCCCGAUGUCGAGCUUUCUGCCAAUCAAGAAGUCGCUCAGGUCGACGGUGACGAAAAGAUCGAUGAACAGGCUGAAGCUGUCACACUGCCCCCUGUGACCAUCCGAUUUCCUUCUCCUACAUGUUCCCGUACUAUUCCAAAACCCAAGGAUUCGUCGGAAGCCCAAGAUCGACUUACCAUUUAUCCUCAACCGAGCGAGACGAUGCAAGAUCUCAAGCUGCUCAUCAACGAUUGGGUAGGAGCUUAUUGGCUGGGUCCUUACUCUCUACGUCUUCCCUUCGUCAAAGGUGACGAUGGCAGAGGCAAGGUUUUCAGCAAGAAGCAGGAUUUAAGCGAGAUCAGAGCUGGAGAAAAAUUGAAUGAAUGGUUGGAGGUUCAAGACGCUUUUGCUCAUCUUGAAGAGGAUGGGGAACGAUUACUUGAAGUCGUGAAAGAACCUUACGGAGAAUUCACUGCUCGACAAUCGGUUCUUCGACUCCUCGAAUUGAUAGCUCCAGCUGGAUCAACUGCCAAUACCACUUCUACCUCGCUUGCUCUUCAGCCCGGAUCAACAAUCUUCGAGUCUGUUCGAGAUGGCGUGAUCGCAUCAUCUGGUGAGACUUUGUAUGAAGAAGUUGAAGUUUCUUUACCUAGUGGUAGGAAAGGUAAAGGAGGAAAGAAAGAACUCGUAAAAGUGAAAAGAGCUGUGUCAAAUGAUAAAACACACGCUUUCGCAGAUUGGAAAGGAGAAUGGACAUCUGUUAAACUCGGAGAUCUACCAAUUUCUCAACCUUCUCUCGAAAUUUCACCUAGUCUGAAGUCCAUUCAAAUAUCACCUUUCAACCCACCUCCACCUCACCUUCGACAACUAGGUCAUCAACUUUACCUGCAAGUAGCUUUGCUUGAAGGUGAGACCGUGACAAUCAUUUGUUCAACUCGAGGUUGGUUCGUAUCGAGAUCUAAUAUCAACAAUUUCGAUCCUGCACCUAAACAAAACUCUGAUGGAUCUAUCACAUCACCUACUCAUUCAUUGAUUGAUCUUUUACAUUCACUUUCACCUCUAUUCUCAGACAAGUUAUCAAAAAUAUCGCCUCUUUCCACUGAACCUCCUUCACUUGACCCGAUUUCAACUGUCGCCAUCCCCCAAGCUGAACCUGCUUACCCAUGGUUGGCAAACGUUCCUAAACCAGCUACUUCAUCUGAGAUCCUCCGAACUCAGCUCGCUUUCCUUCAUACCGGUGCCUACGGUGCUGAUAGUGUAGAUGCUGCCAGAGAUUGGAAUGAGGAGAUACAAGGUAUCAGAGAAUUGCCUAGAGGUUCAAUGCAAGAGAGAGUUUUCAGAGAAAAGAUGCUGCAAAAGGUUUGGGCAGAAUUCGAUCAAGCUGCCAUUAGGGCUGUUCAAACUGUAUCUCGGGGUGAUAUUCCUGCCAUUAACCCUUCGGAGGACCCAAAGGCGCAUAUGUACCUUCAAUCCAAUAUCUUUAUCACGCAAGGCGACUCUGAUGCUCUUGACGCUUACGCUCAUUUGGGAGGCGAUGCCGCGAUGCGAAUCUCCCAUGGAAAAGAUGCUGCAGGUGUCCGACUUCUCAACAAGCUUGACGUUGACGGACUAUAUAUGCUUGGUCAUACCAUCGUCGAUUGGCAAGGUAAACGAUGGAUUUGUCAAUCCAUCUUACCGGGUAUCUUCUCCAACCGACGAAAAGAAGAUGACGAUGAAGAGGAAGAGGCAUCCCCUGCUGCUGCCAAUGACGAUGGAGAAAGUCAGAAGAAAGAAGAUUGGGUCAAAGUUGGUGGAUCGCCUACUACUUCUACUGUUGAAGCCGACAAGUCUGCUGAGAUCGAAGAGACUGAAGACCAAGGUGACGCCGAAAACCCAAUGAUGAUCUAUGGUCUUGACUCCGAGAAGCAAACAUCCAUCCAUUGGGACAAAGGCACUCAUAAGCUUAUGGCUCAGAUUGGUCAAGCUCAACGACUCGCUGCUCACAAAGUCAAAGAUGGUCAAGAUGAAGAACACGAAUUUUACGCCAGUGCAGAAGUCAAGGGUCUUCGGGGAACAGAUGGAAGAAGAUAUAUCCUUGAUGCUCAAAGGCUUUCUCCCGUCGAUAUCGAAUGGUUGGAAAAAGACUACGAAACUGAGUCUGGUAAAUACCCUCAUCGAUUGGCAAUGCUUCGACCCGAGUUGCUGGAGACUUUCUGGGAGUCAGAGCUCAAACGAUGGGCGAGAGGCGUAGCUGACAAAGCUCAAGCGAAGAAAGACGAAGACGCCAAAGAGGAAGCUUCGAAGGAAGCUGGUCCAUCAACCGAGAAGACCGAUGGUGCAGAGUCCAAAUCGUCAGAAGCUGAAGCUGAAGCCCAAGCCGAAACUCCAAAAGAAGAUCAGUCCCCCGCUGUAGUGGAAGCUGCUGCUCAUCGAGCUGAAGAGGAGAAACCUCUUGAUGCUAGUGUGGUGGGAGAUAUCAAACAAUUCGAGCUCCGAUUCAACCCUGAUGCUUUCGUUGAUCAAGUCCCCUCUAAAGACAGCGACAGUGAAGAAGCUUUCCUCCCUUCGACAAUCAAUGACGAGUCUGAUCCUUCCAUCAAAGCUGUUAGAGAUGCUUCAGUCUUCUUGAGAUCCAUCGCUAUUCCAGCUGUUGUGUUGGACGUUUUGACCGGGAACACUUCUGGACUGAUGGACGGUGCUUCUUUGACCAAACACUUACAUGGCCGAGGUAUCAACAUGAGAUACUUGGGACAUCUUGCUUCUACAAUCAAGCAAUUCUCAGCUGGAGCCGACGGAGAGGACAGGAAGGAAACAGGUCAUCUUGCUGCAUUAAAGACAAUUGUCGUACAAGAAAUGAUUUUCCGAGCAUCUAAACAUGUCCUUCGAUCACUCAUUGCUGAACUUCAACCGGAAACCGUCACUUAUGCCAUUUCUCAUUUCCUCAAUUGUCUUCUUGGUACAUCCUAUAACUCUUCACCCUCAGCUACAUUCAACGCCAUUGGUGUAUCCGAUCGAGAAGAGGAACCAGAGUACACUAAACUAACCCCUGGGACCUUGAGAGACAAGAUUACUGCGGAGAUUCAAACCAGAUUUAGGUGGUCUCUGCAGGAAAGUCAAUUUGCAGAAGGACUGAGAAAGAAACAAAUCCUGCGAGAAUUGGCCGUCAGGUUUGGUUUCCAAUUGGCCCAAAGAGAUUAUAUCUUUGACAAAGAUCAGGAAAUUGCUACCACUGCUGAGGAGGAGAAAGAGGGAAAACAAAGCAAAGACAAGAAGGCAAAGAAAGUCAAAGCUCCUGUUGCAAAGAGAUCUCAUACAUUUGAAGCUGAGGAUAUCUUGACUUUAGUACCGAUCGUAAAGUCCACUGCUCCUUCUGUCACUGUCGCUGAGGAGAUCCUUGAAGCUGGCCGAAAUACCAUAAACCGAGGAUCAAUCGAUCUAGGAUUGGAGUUCAUGCUGGAAGGUUUACAAUCAUACGAAAAUAUACAUGCUGUCAUACAUCCAGAAGUGGCUUCAGUAUAUAAUCAAUAUUCACAAGCUAUUCAUCAACUAGCGAGAUUGAAAAUUCAACAAGUCGCUUCUCAAGAAGGUUCGGAUCCUGAACAACCUCUCGGCUUAGAUAUCUCCACCGCUUUGAGAUUACAGAGACAAGCUAUCACUGUUGCUGAAAGGACUCUCGGUGUAUACCAUCAUGAAACCGCAGGAUACUACUUUAACCUUGCAAUGUUGGAAAACCUGGAAGGUAACGCUCAACAAGCUUUAAGGUAUUUCAGACAUGUACUCAACCUCUGGGAUGUUAUUCACGGUCCUGAUCAUCCCGAAAUCAACACUGUAUUGAGCAACGCUGGUGUUGUCCUACAAGCUAUUAAUGAAACUUCUCUCGCCCUUGCUCUUCAAAGGCAAGCUUACGAAUCUACACUGUCACUCUUUGGUGAUUCACAUAUCCAAACUGGACAAUCACUCCAUCAACUCACUCAAUCGCACUUCCUCGCUGGAGACAUGGCUGCCGCUCUUUCGACUUCCGAAAAAGCAUUGGACAUCUUUAUUGCUAGAUUGGGAGAAGAUCACUCACAAACUAAAGAAGUCAAGAAGAACGUUGAACUCCUUCGAGCUGUGAUUGAUAAUGUCGAAAAGCAAAAAGAAAGAAAUGAGCAGAUGAAGAAAGAAUCUCAAGAUAGACUUAAAGCUGCUAGAGAGAGGACGACCCUUGGUAACGGACCUGGAAAGACCAGGAGACUCGGCGGUACACUAGGUUCGACCGGUUCAGGUGGUGUAAGGAUUGUUGAUCCUGCUACUUUAGCCGCUGCUGCUGCAGCUGCUGGCCAUCCCAUCGACACCAACGGACAAGUUCCCGCUGCCACCGAAGGCGCUGCUGCCGCUACCGCUGAUGGUAGUGCCCCUGCGGAAGGAUCUAAUAUCGGUGCUAGAGGAACAGAAAGUGUAGAAGAACUAGUGAAGUUCAUUCAAGGUCAACAAACUCCUGCUACUUCGGCUGCUAGGCGCGGCAAGAAUGCAUUAAGAGGCAAAAGAAGAACAGGUGCGAAGCGAUAG